AUGAAACCUUUAAUCGAUUUCGAUGAAUGUCUUAGAGAUUCCCCAAAAUUCAGGGAACAGUUAGAAACGGAAGAAGCCAGCAUCGAUGGCUUGGAGCUAAAGCUCGAUAAAAUUCUCAAGACUUGUUCUCUUAUGAUAGAAUCAGGGAAAACAUACAUGACUCAUAGAAGUUCAUUUACAAAUGCCUUAUGGGACUUAAGCAGCAGUUUUUCAGAAGAUCCAACGGUAAUGGCAAACUUAAACCGCAUGAUCCAUGCCCUUCAGGAAAUGAACAAGUUCCAUUCAAUACUACUAGACCAGGCCUCCAGGACUAUACUCAAGAAUCUCGCUGCAUUUAUUAAAAUAGAUAUUAAAGGUGUUAAGGAAAGCAAGCAUCACUUCGACAAAAUCUCAAAUGAAUUGGAUAUAGCUUUAAUAAGAAACUCACAGGUGUCGCGUCAUAAAGCCGGUGACGUUGAAGAGGCAGUAAAUUUAUUGCUGGCCACUCGUUCGUGUUUCCGACAUACUGCUCUUGACCAUGUGCAGAAAAUUACAAUGUUACAAGCGAGGAAACGCCAUGAAAUCCUAGCAACUUUUCUAUCGUACAUGCAGGCUUGCUGCACGUACUACCAUCAAGGCGCCGAUUUAUCAGAAGAUCUUGAACCGUUCCUUAAAUCCACAGCUGACGAGGUAGUCAAAAUGCGUAACGACACAAAAAUACUCGACAAAGAAAUGGAAAAUCGGCACACGAUCGUGAACAGCAAGGAUACAGUUUUGCCCAGCUGUACAGCGAGCGUUACUGAAGGGGACAGCAAAGACGGCCUGCUCAGUACACCAUGCUUAAAAAAUCUGCCCAGAAUGCAGGGCUACCUCUUCAAGAGGACUUCGAAUGCGUUUAAAACAUGGAACAGGCGAUGGUUCUAUCUGUAUGAUAAUCGAUUAGUAUAUAGGAAAAGGACAGGUGAAUUAAACGUUACUGUUAUGGAGGAGGAUUUGCGGCUGUGUACGGUGAAGCCAGUACAAGAUGGUGAGCGGCGCUUUUGCUUCGAAGUACUGUCGCCGUCAAAAAGUCACAUGUUGCAAGCGGACUCUGAGGAGAUGCUGAACUCUUGGAUAACGGCGUUGCAAAACGGGAUCCGUUCGGCGAUACAACAGGGCCAAAGUCGAGACAACCCUGACUCGCAGAUUGUCCUCGUCCCUGACGACACCCGCCUUUCUUACGACAAGAACAACGUUGCCAACGCGCGUAUGAAGAAAGUCAGGAUAUGGGAGCAGUUGUUGAGCAUACCCGGCAACAACUAUUGCUGUGAUUGCGGUAGCCCAAAUCCCCGUUGGGCCAGUAUUAACCUCGGCAUCACGCUUUGUAUUGCAUGUUCAGGCGUGCACCGUUCUCUAGGCGUGCACGUAAGCAAGGUACGUUCGCUGACACUUGACGAUUGGGAACCAGAUAUUAUUAAGGUAAUGGCGGAACUAGGAAAUAAAAUAGUAAAUUUAAUCUACGAGGCCGACACCGAAGGAACCGAAAUUACCCGAGCUACACCGGACUGCGAAACGUCGGUGCGCGAGGCGUGGAUCCGCGCGAAGUACGUGUCGCUGUCGUUCGUGCGCAGUUUGACGGGCGCGCUGGAUGCCUGCCCGCCCGCUGAACACGAACACGAGCACGAACACGAGCACGAGCACGAAAUAGAGCGCGUGCCCCAGCGCAGCGUACGAAGGUGGUCCGUCCGCCGCGCACGACGCAGAGUUCGCGCGACGCCCUCUGUACCUGAAACAAUUAAUGAUGAAAAAAGCGAUGUCAACAGCAAUACCAGUGUAUCAGAAAGUUCAAGCAAGUCGGAGGACAGCCCGGUGUUAUUGAUCGGCAGUGAAUUGUCAAGUGAACGUGCGAUUAACCUCAGUCUUCCCUCCGACCACGAUUCCACUGAGGGAGAGGACGGAGACGACCUAGAGGCGGAGGAGCUGUCGCGACUGUCACCGUCGGCAGUGCUGUGGCGCGCUGCGCGUGCGCAUAAUGUGUGCGUGAUGCGCGCCGCGCUGGCGGCCGGCGCGCCUCCAUCCGCGCCGCGCGUGCGCCGCCGCACGCCGCUGCACGCCGCCGUGCUCAGCGGUUCUGUGAUGGCGUGUUCGUUUCUAUUGCUGAACGGCAGUAAGCUCAACGCGCAGGACGAAGAUGGGAAAACUCCGCUACACCUCGCCACUGAAGCAGGUCACACUGGACAGGUGUGUCUUCUCCUACGCUACCGCGCCGACCAGUCCAUAGUGGAUAACGAGGGUCGCACUCCACUGGAUAUUGCCGUGGAACAUGCUAACGCCGAUAUUGUCACUUUGUUGCGGCUGACGAAGCUGAACGAGGAGAUGCGCGAGAGCGAGAUGUCGUCGAACGACGAUACGUACAACGAGGUGUUCCGCGACUACACGCAGCUGGCGCACUCACACCCCGAGCGCCUCGUGCGCGCGCGCCUCAACAACAACGACGGUGAACAAUCGAGUGAAUGA
Molecule: messenger RNA, 2475 nt
Organism: Parnassius apollo (apollo)
Lineage: Eukaryota; Metazoa; Arthropoda; Insecta; Lepidoptera; Papilionidae
Source: the annotation of a GenBank genome assembly